CGGUGCUGUUGAGCCCAGUCAGCGGUGGGCCAGAUGGCUUUCGUGGCGCGGGCAUGCCGCUGGGGGUUUCUCCUUCCUGCAGGCGCUGCUCGCUACCGUGUACGAGGGCAGCAGCGCAGCAGUCCUGCUUUCCCCGGAGGCACUGGACGACUUGUCGUUCUGGGCAGACGUGCUGCGCGCAGACUCAUCAGUGUGGGACGGUGUCAAACAAGCCACCGUCGGCCACAUGGACUUGGUAAAGGGGGUGUUUCAAGGCCCCGAUGGCGCAGUCAUUUAUACGGAUGCCAGCGGUUCAGGGUACGGCGCAGCGUGGGAGGAAGCGGAGCUACAGGGCAUCUGGUCCGCGGAACGGUGCGACAGGCGGUGGCGGCCGUGUCGCGGGGGUCAACGCGUGUGAAGGAUGGUCGCGCCAUAUGCCGGGAGAUCGCCCUUCUGGCCAUCAGCCUCUGGUUUGAGGUCCAACAACCCCGCCAGGGGGACAGUCGAUUUGCCGCCUUUGUACCAGACGAGGCCUGUCAACCACGGCUGCGGGAACGACAGCGUGGCAGCUUGCAGCCCGGCAUGUAGGGCUGGUGGGUUCAGCCGUGGCAAGCAGCUCGGCGUCCACGUAUCUGACUAACCGCCGGCGCUUUGUACGAUUCUGCGAGGAGCAGCUGGGCUUGUCCGAGCAAGAGGCGCUGCCGUGGAGCAGGGCGGCAGACCUGAACCCCAUGAUGGUCUGCCUGUGCAUCACGGUGUUCGCGGCGUCGAGGUAUGCGAGAUCCUCGGCGGAGGGCACUCUGUGGAGGGCACUGCUGGGACACUGGCAGCGCUCCCGGGGGGGGGUACCAAAGGGUGAGACCAUCUCCAGCCACCCGCGGGUGCAUAUCACCCUCCGACGGGCACUCCAGUCACGGGCGCCUUCACGGCCCGAGGACCAUGGUGCCAAGGCGCCGCUCACGCUGGGUAUCCUGCGGCUCCUGGUGGGUUGGUUAGCCGCGCGCGCUGUCGCGAGGCCAGAGGUCGCGGCAAGGAGUGCGGCAGACGUUUGCUGGUUGGUGGUCGGUUUCUUCGGACUUCUGCGGUGCUCGGAGCUGUUCGCGCUGACUCCGGCAGACAUCAAGGAGCUCCCCGGGGGAGGGGGUUGUUGGUGUGGAUCGCUCGCAGCAAAGGCGCGACCAGCUGGGGCAGGGCGCGUCUGUGUGCUUGGGUGAGAGCACGGCGAGUGGGAAGAUUGUGCGGGGGCACCUGCAGUCGCUCGCCAAGGCGGGACUUCGCCAGUCGGGCCCUCUGAAGUGGAGCCAAGCGGGGCUGGUGCAUGGGCAGAGCAUGGGGAAGGGAGCGUUCACCGCUCGCCUGAGAGAGUUAUUGAAAGAGCUCGAGCGGGACUCUCCUCAGUUACCACUGAAGUUAGAGCUCUUUUCGGCCCAUAGUUUGCGGCGGGGGGGAGCUAUCGCCUUGGCGGAGGCAGGAGUGAGUAGGGACCUGAUUAAGCUGCACGGGAGGUGGCGUUCGGAUGCUGUCGAUGCGUACCUGCAGCCUUCCUUUGCAACCAGGCUGUCCCAAGUCGAGCGGCUUUAAGUUUUUAGGGUCGUAAAGGGGUGGUGUCCCAGCGCCUGGACUGGGUUAUGGGGGAAGGUUGGAGCCGUGGGCAGGGCGGCCACACGGCCCCAAAUGUUUUGGUAGUCGCCGGGCCACCAGGUGUGUUAGGAGCCCCAGAUGGGAGAGGCUAGGCGUGUUGGCGAACGCUGGUUGUGGCGCACGGGGCCCGGUCUGUCUUACUUUCCCCCAUCCCACACGUCGCCCCCUUAGCCAUGUGUUCGUGUUAUUGGCCAGGCAGCAUGUGCCUUGCGGUUUGGACUUAGCAACGGAGGCGCACUGUUCUGCGUGCGUCGGUGGUAUCGAUGCACGGAGCUGCGUUCCGGCUCACAGUGCUUUCGCAGACUAGUAGACCCAAGUGCUGGUGUUGGAGUGUGCGUCUUGUUAUCGUUGGGCCUUUUCGGGCGAUGCGUGGUAAUGUGGGCGCCUUGCGGUUGGUUCAUUGUUAAGACUCAUGGCUCCCUGGAGCCCGUACUAGCUUGCAGCUUGCGUUCUUGUCAGCCUUCUGGUUACAGCAGUAUUUUCCUUUUUGCGCCGGUUUGGCCCGCAGCUCGAUCGGAAAUCCUUGCUGCCGUACCUGUACUGCAUCCAAGCAUGUGACCGGAUUCUACGUAGCCCUCGCAAAGCGUGUUGGUCACAGCUUCACGCUGAAUGGGCACCGAAAUUUGGUUGCUGACGAUUUGACCUAACGUCAACCAACACCUGUGCGGUGCAUGGCGUUCCUGGAAUUCCGUGCGCCCCUGCUCUGGUAAUUCAUUUACGCCCUUAUUGCUUAUCUCUUCCCCGAACCGGUGAUCAAGGUUACCCAAGUCUGCCUUCUCCCGGCUCGCUUGGGGGCUGAGCAGGCAGGCGUGUUCCUAUCCGGAGUAGGGUGAGGUGCCUUGGGGGUCAGCUAUGGACCUGACACAUCCUUCGAAUUCAUGUAGUCGAGAUAUGCACAACAACAGGCGAAAUUCCAUGUUUAGGGUUACUAGACAAGCUCCGUGUGGGCCGGUGUCCACGUCGCCAAUCGGCCCAACCUCGUUCAACC
This is a messenger RNA of Astrephomene gubernaculifera, 2608 nucleotides long. NCBI's taxonomy places the organism in Eukaryota, Viridiplantae, Chlorophyta, Chlorophyceae, Chlamydomonadales, Astrephomenaceae. The record is from the annotation of a GenBank genome assembly.